Molecule: messenger RNA, 1300 nt
Organism: Portunus trituberculatus (swimming crab)
Lineage: Eukaryota; Metazoa; Arthropoda; Malacostraca; Decapoda; Portunidae
Gene: Echs1
Product: enoyl-CoA hydratase, mitochondrial-like
Exons: 7
Coding region: 117-1028 (303 amino acids)
Biological process (GO): fatty acid beta-oxidation
Cellular component (GO): mitochondrion
Molecular function (GO): enoyl-CoA hydratase activity
Source: RefSeq, a predicted model, not a curated record
UGGCAACAAAAAGUAAUAGUGCCAGUGGCAGCCACCGGUCCUAUCGCUAUCAUUCUACCCGGCGGAGAGACCAAGGGGUUCACGUCCUUCAUCAAGCCUUUGCAUCAUCUCUAACGAUGGCAUUCUCUGUAAGUUCAAGACUGCUUCAUCUGCACCGUGUCAUCCGACCGGCCAUUGUCAGCCAUACGAAUGCAAGCCGUGUUGGUCCUCAAGCCCUGGUGGCCUCCAGGCUCAUGUCGUCUGCUCCUAGCUAUAAUUUUGUGACAGUGGAAAAGCGAGGUGAAGGAGACUGCGUGGGAUUGGUCACCCUUAAUCGCCCCAAAGCUCUCAAUGCUCUGUGUGAUGGUUUGAUGAAGGAGGUAGAUCAAAUAAUGAUUGAGAUGGACAAUGACCCUGGUGUUGCUGCUGUCGUCCUCACAGGCAGUGAGAAAGCUUUUGCCGCAGGUGCUGAUAUCAAGGAGAUGCAGAACAAAAACUUUGUAGACUGUUAUCUGUAUAAUUUUCUGGAGGGCUGGGAUGGCAUCACCAAGAUUAAGAAGCCUGUCAUUGCAGCUGUCAAUGGCUAUGCUCUUGGGGGUGGCUGUGAACUGGCCAUGAUGUGUGACAUUAUCUUGGCUGGAGAGAAGGCCAGAUUUGGCCAACCAGAGAUUGUUCUUGGUACCAUCCCUGGGGCAGGGGGUACGCAGCGGCUUACUCGUGCCAUUGGCAAGUCCCGUGCCAUGCAGAUGUGUAUUACGGGUGACCCCAUCACAGCACAACAAGCAAAGGACUGGGGCCUGGUAAGUUCAGUGCAUCCCCCAGACCAACUGGUGGCUGAAGCAGUGAAGAUUGGGGAGAGGAUUGGCCAGCACUCUAAGCUCAUAGUGGCCAUCUGCAAGGAAUCUGUCAACAAUGCUUUUGAACUGUCUCUGAAACAAGGACUGACAGUGGAAAAGAAGCUCUUCUACACUACAUUUGCUACAAAUGAUCGCAAAGAGGGUAUGACUGCAUUUGUUGAGAAGAGGAAAGCAAAAUUCUCUGAUAGUUAAGAAGAUUGUCACUUGUGAUAACAUGAAGAUGUGACUUCAUGCUGGGAGAGUAUUUUUGCCUGUACAAAGCCACUUUUCAAGUUAUAUGAAAUGCUUUACUUUAAAAAGUUUGGCAAUUCCUUAUUUAGAUUUAGGAACUGGUUAUGUGUUGUCAAUAUUUGUUGCAUGCAACUCGCGGUGUAACUAAAUCUAUUAUAAUAGUUUCCAUUAAGUUAAUAUUUAGAUUUUCUAUGUAUGAGUCUGCUAUACAUAUUAAAUAUGAUUUAUAAUUA